GCGUAUACUGCGCCCACAAAUUGCAAGUGUAGAGGGAAGUGCAAAAUGCCCUAAACAGUGUGACUUUAACCUCUUUUGAGCACCUUGCAAAUCUGCGGGCGCUCAUAUUCGCCCGGACCGACAGGGCCCUUCGUUCCCUCUCCAUAUCCAGGUCGCCCUUGAGGUAAAUUAAUGAAAACUACUCUCAAGGAUACACAACUACUGUUUCCGAUGCAUUCACAUAAUUGCCCUUAAUGUUUUAAUAAACUUGAAAGCCUAGUAUAUUGAUCAUUUCAAAUGGUACGAUAUACCGUUCGGUGUUAGGUUAGCCAUCAAACGUGCCAGAAAAAUAGAAAUGUCGUCAUUGAAAGUCAUUAAAAACAUCAUAUUUCUUGAAAAUGUUUUGUUUAUUUUCAGAAAUUAUUUCUAUUUUAAACCAACGCUAAUUGUUUUUAUAAAACUUGUUAUAUUUAUAGUUAUCUGUUCGCAUUUUUAUGUUUCUGUAUUAUUUUAUCAAAUAUUUUAUGUAGUAAGAGGAAUGUCUUAUUCAGAUCUCGUUAAUGUUUAUUCUUUCAUUUUGUACCACAUUUUCUCGAGUACAAAUUCAUUAUGGGCAAUAGUUCUGAGUUUCUUCAAUAUGAAAUCUUUUAAAACAUAUGUUAAUUGCAUUGACGCUAUUCAAGAAUUGUGUAAAAGUGAUUUGUUGUUCUUACACGCAAUAAGAAAACUAAACAUAAGAGUGCUAACAAGAUCUUCAAUAGUUGCAAUUGUAGCAUUUAGUGUGACUAUAAAUGUUAUACUAGAAUUUUUUAACAAAUUAGAAUAUUUUGAUUCAAUGGUUUACUUUCUAUUUACGGUUUUUGGUAUAAUUUGUCAGUAUCGUUAUGUCGUGGAAGCGCUGACGUUCUAUAUCUUGAUUGAAGUAAUUGUAACUUGCUUGCAAUAUUUGAACGAGUCUAUUCUCUCGACUACUAACAAGUUAAGGAAUAAUCAAGAGGAAUUGCUGGAUCUAGAACAUAAACUUGAACGGUGGUGGGUGGUGAUUACCAAUCUGUUUGAAUGCUGCAAUCAGCUUUCUUCGUGUUUUGGGCUGCAGUUAAAUGUUUAGUAAAACAAUUAUCAAUUUAUUUACUUAUAUCAUUACUUUCACGAAAAAAAUAAAAAUGAACAAAUACAAACUUAAAUGUAAAAUAUCAGCCUGCAAUCUGCAUCGCAUUUCUCAAUAUUUGAUUUAUUCAUGUUACAGAUUGCAAUGGUGUUAUUUACAACUACAAUAUACUAUAUACUGAUUCUAUAUAAAUGUGUUUUUACCCUGAUGCACCCAAGUUUUUAUUAUUCAGCAACAGCACGCGAGGCGACCGAGUGCGUGCGAUCUGCGCGUGCGUUGUCACGGCGACUGCUUGCGGCGCCGCUGCACGUGCGACUGUUGGCGUGGCCGGUGCAGAUGUGGCUGCUCACCGCAGUUUUGGCCAUUACGACCGACUAUACUAUUAUACUUUUACAGUUCAAUCAUGUCGUAUAGCUUCAUGUAUAAUCGAAAUACCUUCUGACAUAGAUAACAUUAAAAAUGAUAUUUAAUUGUAUUGAGCCUUUUUUUUUCAAAAUUAUUUAUUGGACAAAUGAAAAAUAGAUAAGGAAAUUGUAAUUUAUAAAUUGACGAAAGAUAUGACCGUUUUCUAAUAAAAACGCAAUAAAAAAAAAGGAUAGCAACUUAUACCGUACAACUGAGUAAAAAUAUUAGAUUUACUGUAUAAAGUUAUAUGUCAGUAAAGCUCUAUUUAACUGGAGCAUUCAGUGUAU
This is a messenger RNA of Cydia pomonella (codling moth), 1779 nucleotides long. RefSeq lists its product as uncharacterized. The transcript is spliced from 2 exons. Bases 1217 to 1501 code for a protein of 94 amino acids. The record is from RefSeq and is a predicted model, not a curated record. NCBI's taxonomy places the organism in Eukaryota, Metazoa, Arthropoda, Insecta, Lepidoptera, Tortricidae.